Molecule: messenger RNA, 3384 nt
Organism: Beta vulgaris subsp. vulgaris (sugar beet)
Lineage: Eukaryota; Viridiplantae; Streptophyta; Magnoliopsida; Caryophyllales; Amaranthaceae
Exons: 2
Coding region: 49-3204 (1051 amino acids)
Source: RefSeq, a predicted model, not a curated record
AAACAAAUCCUUCAUCAAACUGCAAAUUUCAGUAUAAAAGGUUAUCAAAUGUUUGAUAGCAUUAUAUCAUUCAGCUUCUCUGGGCACCCAUCAACUACAAACAUGGGUCUCAAUCGUCUCCUUUCUCUGUCCACUCUUCUCUGUUUGUCAUGCUUGGCUAUAGCUUCUGCUAGUGAGUACCGCUCUGUCGAUGUGGCUCCUUCACCAAUAUACACACCAUCAAUUGAGUCUUACACCCCAUCAUCAGAAUACGAGACUCCAUCUUACACUUCGACACCAGUAUAUAACCCUACCCCUUCUCCCGAAUAUGAAACUCCAUCUUAUACUUCUACCCCAACCCCAUCAUACAACCCAUCAACACCAAUUUAUACCCAAUCUCCAUCUCCUGCAAACGAAACUCCAUCUUACACACCAACACCAAUUUACACUCCUACACCAAUUUACACUCCUACACCAUCACCUGAAUAUGAAGCUCCUUCUUAUACUCCAACCCCAACUUUUACCCCAUCUCCCGAAUAUGAAACUCCGUCUUCCACUCCAACUCCAACUUAUACCCCAUCUCCUGAAUAUGAAACUCCGUCUUACACUCCAACCCCAACUUAUACCCCAUCUUCUGAAUAUGAAACCCCAUCUAACACCCCAACUCCAAUUUAUACCCCAUCUCCUAUAAAUGAAACACCAUCUUACACUCCAACCCCAACUUACACUCCAUCUCCUGAAUACGAAACUCCAUCUUCUACUCCAGCCCCAAUUUAUACCCCAUCUCCGGAGUAUGAGACCCCAACUUACACUCCAACCCCAGUUUAUACCCCAUCUCCGGAGUAUGAGACCCCAUCUUACACUCCAGCCCCAGUUUAUACCCCAUCUCCGGAGUAUGAGACCCCAUCUUACACUCCAUCCCCAGUUUAUACCCCAUCUUCGGAGUAUGAAACCCCAACUUACACUCCAGCCCCAGUUUAUACCCCAUCUUCGGAGUAUGAGACCCCAUCUUACACUCCAACCCCAGUUUAUACCCCAUCUCCGGAGUAUGAGACCCCAUCUUAUACGCCAUCCCCAAUUUAUACCCCAUCUCCGGAGUAUGAGACCCCAUCUUACACUCCAUCCCCCACUUACAACCCAUCUCCUAAGUACGAGACUCCAUCUUACACUCCACCCCCAACUUACAACCCAUCUCCUAAGUAUGAAACCCCAUCUUACACUCCAUCCUCAACUUACAGUCCAUCUCCUAAAUACGAGACCCCAUCUUACACUCCAUCCCCAACUUAUAGCGCAUCUCCUAAGUACGAGACCCCAUCUUACACCCCAUCCCCAACUUACAACCCAUCUCCUAAGUACGAGACCCCAUCUUACACUCCACCCCCAACUUACAACCCAUCUCCUAAGUACGAAACCCCAUCUUACACUCCAUCCUCAACUUACAACCCAUCUCCUAAAUACGAAACCCCAUCUUACACUCCAUCCCCAACUUAUAGCGCAUCUCCUAAGUACGAGACCCCAUCCCCAACUUACAACCCAUCUCCUAAAUACGAGACCCCAUCUUACACUGCAACCCCAACAUACAACCCAUCUCCUAAGUACGAGACCCCAACUUACAUUCCAUCCUCAACUUACAACCCAUCUCCUAAAUACGAGACCCCAACUUACAACCCAUCUCCUAAGUACGAGACCCCAUCUUACACUCCAUCCUCAACUUACAGCCCAUCUCCUAAAUACAAGACCCCAUCUUACAUCGCAUCCCCAACUUACAACCCAUCUCCUAAGUAUGAUACCCCAACUUACACUCCAUCUUCAACUUACAACCCAUCUCCUAAAUACGAGACCCCAUCUUACACUCCAUCUCCUAAGUACGAGACCCCAUCUUACACUCCAACCCAAACUUAUAGUCCAUCUCCUAAAUACGAGACCCUAUCUUACACUCCAACCCCAACUUACAUCCCAUCUCCUAAAUACGAGACCCCAUCUUACCCUUCAACCCCUACUAAUAGUCCAUCUCCUAAAUACGAGACCCCAUCUUACACUCCAACCCCAACUUAUAGCCCAUCGCCUAAAUACAACACUCCAUCAUAUACACCAACCUCAGUCUAUAAACCAUCUCCUAAGCACGAAGCCCCAACUUACAGCCCAUCUCCUAAAUACGAGACCCCAUCUUACACCCCAACCCCAACUUACAGUCCAUCUCCUAAAUACGAGACCCCAUCUUACACUCCAACCCCAACUUAUAGUCCAUCUCCAAAAUACGAAACCCCAUCUUACAAUCCAACACCAACUUAUAGCCCAUCGCCUAAAUAUGACACUCCAUCAUAUACACCAACCUCAGUCUACAAACCAUCUCCUAAAUACGAGACUCAAUCGUACACUCCAACCACAGUUUACUCCCCAUCUCCUAUAUACAAGACUCCAUCAUACUCUUCAACCCCAACUUAUACCCCAUACGAUGAGACAAAUUACUAUCGUCCUAAUGCCCUGCCAACUAUUUAUGGUAUUCAAGGUGUGAUCUACUGUAGUUCAUGCUAUGACUUCACACCCAUCGAAGGUGCGGUUGCCAAAAUUUCCUGUGAAGCAAAGAGUACAGACCAGUACAAGGCAGCAAAGUUCUCAAUGCUAACCCCAAAAACUGACAAGAAUGGUUACUUCCUCGCUACAUUUACUCCUGAACAACUUGGAAACUCUUUGAAGCCAACCGAUUGUAAAGUUUACCUUGAAAGCUCUCCAUCAUACACUUGCAAUGUUGCAACCAACAUUAAUCUAGGGGUAACCGGAGCUCGUCUGACUUAUUCACGUGAUUUUGUGGAGUACAAAAAAACAUACGACUUAGAGUUGUAUUCAGCUCAAGCUUUUGUUUACACAUCAACGUCAAAAUGCGAAAAGCCAACUUACUACAAGACACCAAUUUACACUCCAAAAGCAAGCUAUAAAACUCCAACAUACACCCCAAAGUCAGGUUAUGAGGUUACAAAAUAUACUCCAUUAGCCUACACCCCAAAAUCGAGUUACAAGGCUCCAACAUACACACCAUCAACCUACACCCCAAAAUCGACUUAUGAGGCUCCAACAUACACUCCACAAUCAAGUUACAAGGCUCCAACAUCAUACUCUCCAAGUGAGAAACCUGCAUCAUACAGUCCAAAGUCCAGUUACGAGGCACCAAGUUAUGUUCCAAAGUCCGAGGAUAAAACCCCUGCCUACACCAAUUAUGGCUACUAAGACAAAUCUACACCAAUUAUUGCAUACUAGUUCCCUAUUCGUUGAGCUAGAUACAAGUCCAAGAGACGAUUGUCUUUAGUAGUAUGUUGAUUACUUAAUUUUCACUAUAAAACCUAAGAGACUAUUUCCUAUGUUUUAUCAAACGAAUUCCUAUGUUCUAUGAGAAUUAUGAAAAAAGAA